This is a messenger RNA of Lingula anatina, 1528 nucleotides long. RefSeq lists its product as uncharacterized. The record is from RefSeq and is a predicted model, not a curated record. NCBI's taxonomy places the organism in Eukaryota, Metazoa, Brachiopoda, Lingulata, Lingulida, Lingulidae. Gene Ontology annotation, molecular function: RNA binding.
GCAUGAAGAAAGAAGAAGCAGUCACGACGGGGGGCACAGACGAAGGGACAGUGAAAAUUCCGAUAGCGGAAGAGAUGGUAGGGAAUAUAGGGAAUAUAAACGGCGAGAGAGAAAGCUGAGCUCAGGGUCCUCGUCAUCGAAAGGUGGCCCAAGGCCAGGCAUGCCCCGCUCCCAGGGACCCCCCAGGGCCAGGCAGGACAGAGGUAGCCGAGAGGGGUCGGAGUCGGACCGUCAUGACCAGGAGGUGACGGAGGAGAGUAAACCUGUACAAAGUCCACAGUCUCCUACUAAAAAGGAGGAGGUGAAGGUGUCCCCAGCACCCCCUCCGUCUGUUAAUAUUUGGGAGAAACGAAAACAGGCCUCCCAGGGGGAGCCACCUGCCCAGGGUCCCAGUCAGCAGUCGCCACCGUCAGCAGACGACAGGCAGGCAGCGCCACCUAGGAGAGUGGAAGCUAAUGAAUCUUAUGCUGACAGAUCUAAAGCAACGGCCUCAGAGUCUAAACCAGCCGCUGGUCCUCCCCCUAACGCCUGGUCUGCUGGACGUCCCGCUAUGAAUGAUACCAAAAGACAGCAGAACGGACCACAGAAUCAGCAGUAUAAGAAAGAAGGAGAGGAGCGUGGUUUUGGUGGCUCACACUGGGGACAGAGGCGUGGUGAUUCCGCAGAAAGAGGCCGGGGGCGGGGCUACAGUGACAGAGGUCGUGGAGGCCCCCGGGGGAGAGGCAGAGGAACCAGAGAACGACCCAUGCCCAGGUCGAUAGACGAGAUGCCAAAGUUUGAGGAAAAGACGCAAAGGGAUUUCAGUGACGGCAACGUCUUCUCUGCGUUAGACAUAGAUGAAGUAGAACCAUAAACUGGCAGCUGAAUUAGAGAGAAAACAACUUGAAGAACUUGGUAAACGUGAUGUAGACCUGCUGUUACGGAAUUAAGCUCAACAAACAGGACAAAUAAGCAGAGAAAAAUAUUGACAUACUGACGUGACCAUAGCUGACACGUGAGAGAGGAUUUUUUAAGGUCAUCUCCAUGGCAACGGGGUCACGCUAAGUUAUUUUCCCAUGACAACCUGAGACUAAACCAUGGGAACGUUGCAUGUGAAAGGUUUUGAUGAAGCAAUCCGUACUGUUGCUUUGGAAGAUUAUUAUUGUUAUGAUAUAUUUAUUUUUGACAAUGAAGAUAUUGUUUACAUUACCACGUAUGAUGGAUUGGCAUGGGUCAUUUGAAGAAGAGUGAGUAGGAUCUUGAAAUGACUUUCUCACUGUUCAGGUUUUAAAAGAGCAGUUUCUUACCAUUAUUUAAUUAAUUCAUUAAUUGCCGAACUGCAUACUGGGUUCGACAUUAGUCUCACUUGUGUAAAUUGUAAGGACUUGGAACGUCCAAUCCAUGUACAUUUUUCUGUUGCUUAGGUCUGUAUGUAGAGAAGACAGUAACUUUUCUAAUAAAGAAUAUUAUAUAAAAUUCGUUAUAGGGACGCGUGGCCAUAAGAAACGUGUAUUACUUCUUUUAGAAAAUAAAACAUUUUAAUAAUAGA